AAAAAUGCGGCAUGAGCACGCAUCGACUCCUGUGACUGCUCUUUCCUUUGUCCCAGAGUUUCAUGGUCGCCUCCUCUUGGCCGGAGAAGGUCCGCGGCUUAGGGUCAUUGAUACCCGGAAUGAGAGCAUCUUGAUAGAAAAGCAAGUGUUUCGCGCACAGGCAAUCCAUGGCGUUGAGGCUCGCUGGCAAUUUGAUCCGCAAAAUAACAGAAAUGCACAAAUCCUGGUACUCAUCUGGGGUGGACACUCCGUUAGAUUUGUACAACUCGACUAUGUUGAAAAUGCAUGCGCUGUCACAUUAAAUUGGUCCAGCAGUACAGUGGAAGCGUUGGCCUCGGAUUGGAUUUUGGCUGCAACUUUUAGGUCCGAAGGGACCGAGAGGGCGGAGAAUGCAUGUAGUGCAAUCUUGGUUACUGCGCACAACGCCCUGCUCCAUGCAUAUGUGGAAGGUGGCUUGUAUUUGCAAGACGAAAAAUUGCCUGUCAUUUCUCACAUUGCUUCUGGUUCACGUUCUAUCCUCUAUUCAGCGCAUGUUUUGUUCUUUUCCGCUUCUCACAUUGUUAUUGCCUCUGGAACUGUGUUUGGAGAUAUUCUUGUGUGGUCUUGUUUCGUGGAUGGAAAAGUUCGCCCAGUUGCUCUACCGCAAUUGGACUAUGUCUUCAGAGGUCAUGAGGGAUCUAUUUUCGGAGUGCAUAUAUCGCAUGAGCUGUCUCAUUUGGGAGGAGAUGCUCCUCGGCGCCUGCUUGCCAGCUGCAGCGAUGAUCGUACUAUAAGAGUAUGGAACAUCUCAGAAUGCUGCGCACUGACGCCGAAUCGAGAGCGGCAAAUCAACGAUGCCUCACAUGAUGAGUGUGAAACAGGCUUUGGACGAGAUAUUCCAGAUGACAUUUCCGGCGCAGAGCAUUGCGGUGCAGUUGCGUGGGGUCAUGCAUCGCGAAUAUGGGGCGCGCUCUUCGUUGAUAUCGACGAUCCCUCUCAGACAGCUUUUGGCAUAGCAAGGAUCAUCUCUUUUGGAGAAGAUGCUACAUGUCAACAAUGGACAUUGACCUCCAGGCCAGAUGAGGCGGCAACCAACAAAAAGAACCAAAAGCCCAAGCCAGAGUUUCCCUAUGCGUUGACAAACGUCGAGUCAUCAAACUUGCAUUCAGGAAAGAAUAUCUGGUCGAUGAGCUUGAGUCGUGACCAGCACGGAGAUCUUGCCUUAGCCACUGGCGGUGCUGAUGGCAGGGUGGUUUUCAGAACGCUGCAGCCGUGUUUAGGUAGCCAGGGCCUGAAGAAACCCCACUCAGAAUCUUGGGGCGCGGAUGAUUUCCUAAAGAGUGCUACUGCUCCAAAUAAUAGCGAAGAUAAAGAGUUCGUUGAGAGAGCUACUGAAGAAAACAAGGUCCGAAAGCAGGGUGCUGUUGCCAGGGACGUUUUCAAAUGCUACGCCUUCUUAGACUCGAACAAAUUUAUCGCUUCCACCAGUCAAGGAACAGUUUUCCUUGCAACAGCUCGAAUUCUCUCAGAAGGUCAAACUAUUAAGCGAGCUUUACUGAGGGAGAAGCUUGCCCAAUUCGAUGAUUUGAGAUCGUAUUCUGUUAUGGGCGCUCCUCCCAAUUCUGGUCUUGCUUUCAUCGGCGGUGCUACAGGGCUUGUGCGGUAUUACGAUAAUCGAUCUAAAACUCUCGGGGACUUGACAGAUGUUGGCGGUAAAAUUGCUGGUCUCUUUACCCACGAAAUAUCCGCCAACGAGUUCUGGCUCGUCAUCACAUGUUUGGGCUCGUUCAUGGCUUAUAGUGUUCGAGUGAGGCGUCAAGAAGCCGGAGAAUCUAUACCUGCUGUUGCUGCCACAGAAACGAAGAGGCUUGAAUUGCCGAAAGGGUUCGUGGUAACCAGCGUCCGCUCCCUCGUCAACAGAGGGCUGUUGGUUGUAGGUUCCAGAAAUGGGGAAUUGCUGGUCUAUCCCCUCUCUGAGGUCAAUAGCGUGUCCGACCAGCAGGCCACCUUGACUCCUUUCUCUAGCUCCCGCGUAAAGAUAGCGACCGAUGCAAUUACGGUCAUUACGGGCCUCCCUCAAAGUUCGAAUACACAAAACACCGAGUACAUACUCACGGCAGGACGAGACGGUAAAUAUUCCAUUCAUGAGUUGAACAUUAUUAAAUCGGAUGACGGAGGCAUCGACGCCCAAUGGAGCACAGUUCAUGUGGCGACUCCACCGUUUGGGCCGAAUAUCGAGGGUGCUUACUUUAAUUCAAAGGACGAGCUUGUAUUAUACGGCUUUCGCAGCAUUUACUUUGUUGUCUGGAACGAGACAACACAGAGUGAGCUUAUGAUUGUAGAAUGUGGUGGCGCACAUAGGAGCUGGGCAUUCUCUAAGCUCGAUGCAGAUCCGAAUUCAGAAUGCGCAUUGGUCUGGACAAAGGCAUCGGAGUUGCAAAUGCGGUUACAAUGCGGCCCGUCUCACCAAGUUCUUCAAAAUGGUGCACAUGGCCGUGAGAUUAAAUCGCUCGCAAUCUCGCCAGCUAAAAACCAGUCAGGAAAAUGCGGAGGAAUUGUGGCAACCGGAGCGGAAGACACUACCAUUCGGCUCUUCCUGCGAAAACCUGUAUCAGACCCUAACACUGGGGCCGGAGGAUACAGGUGUGGCGCCCUCCUCAAGAAGCAUAAGACAGGAAUACAGCACCUCAAGUGGUCCGAGGACGGUUCCUAUCUCUUCAGCAGUGGCGGCUUCGAAGAGUUCUUUAUCUGGAGAGUCCGCGAAAUCCCAUCGAUCGGAAUCGGUGUCGUGUGCGAAGCAAUCUGUCAGUCGCCAAGUGCCUCUCAUGAACUUCGAAUCACUGGAUUUGAUAUUUCUGAAGUCAGAAAAGCAACGAGUAGAGAUGAUGCUCAAGAGUCAGGGUUUCUUAUUACGCUUGUUUACUCUGAUUCAACGAUAAGGACUUAUCGCUACUGGACGGGUGACCCUGAGAAAAAGGUAGAAUUGCUCCUGACGGGCACAUACAAGACAUCUUGCUUGACACAAGCAUAUCAUCUCAUUGGCAAGGAUAGCUUCCAUCUCAUAACAGCAGGAACUGAUGGCUACCUUGGGUUUUGGGAUCUUGGGACGCCUUUGCGCGAUCUUGGCAUUGUAGUCUCUGAGGGGAAAUUAACAUCUUCUCAAUCAAGCCUAGAAGACCGCACAGCCUCAUGCACAGCAAGCGCCAAGGUCCACCAAAGCACAAUCAAAUGCUUCACUGCGCACGAGAUCAAUGAUGAAACGCUGCUGGUGGGGACCGGAGGUGACGACAAUUCUGUUGCGUUUACUUUGGUGCGGCAUCAACAAGGAAAGUCUUCUUGUUCACCAUUACUCGUACCGAAUGCCCAUACCGCUGCCGUUACUGCCUUGGCUUCAAUUGUCGAUGUUAAUUUCAAAGACCCGGCUGGCCGUAGGCGAUUCAUCUUCUUUUCCUCGAGCAACGAUCAGAGAUUGAAAGCUUGGUCUUUGGUUGUUGGUGAAGAAUCAAACGGAGUUGAGGGCAUGGAGGUCAAGCUCCUGGCCAACGAGUUCACGCCUAUCGCAGAUGUGUCUUCAAUCGACGUCGUCCAGGAAGACGGAGAACCAAUUCGUGUCAUGGUCUGCGGUGUCGGCAUGGACGUAUGGACUAUUCCCGAAAACACUUGAAGCAAGGCUAAAUCAGGGGUCUUCCCACGUGGAGCUGUCUAGAUUGAGGCUGUGCUACUUUUAUUUUCAACUGCGGGAAUAGGCUGGCGACCGAAGCUUAAUCCGUUCAAGAGUCGACCACUGCAACGCCAAGCUAUUUUUCUCCGAGACAUGGUGACGACGCAAUUUUCAUAGCCUCUCAGCCACUGAGAUACCCGGCAGUUGUGUACGGGAAAAUCUAUAUCUUGCGAGAUCAGAUAACUAGCCAACUCGGCCUUGCGUCUGAAGGCAGGCAUAUCAUAAUUCGGCCUAAAAGAGCAGGAAUGCCGUGUAUAUAGCAUUUAGAUUUGUAUUUACGAGGACACGACAC
Xylona heveae TC161 is the source of this 3992-nucleotide messenger RNA. Its product is annotated as WD40 repeat-like protein. Gene Ontology annotation, cellular component: cytoplasm. The transcript is spliced from 3 exons. Gene Ontology annotation, biological process: tRNA methylation. The record is from RefSeq and is a predicted model, not a curated record. NCBI's taxonomy places the organism in Eukaryota, Fungi, Ascomycota, Xylonomycetes, Xylonales, Xylonaceae. Gene Ontology annotation, molecular function: protein binding. Bases 5 to 3643 code for a protein of 1212 amino acids.